Geodia barretti is the source of this 954-nucleotide messenger RNA. The record is from the annotation of a GenBank genome assembly. Lineage: Eukaryota; Metazoa; Porifera; Demospongiae; Tetractinellida; Geodiidae.
CUGGACCUGGACGAUUUCACGGCGGAGGAAAUCACCGCCGUGCUGGAUGACGCGGCGGCCAUGCGCGAGGUGCUGUCCCGCGACGUCAAGAAGGUGCCCACGCUGCGGGGCAAGGUCGUCGUGACCCUGUUCUACGAGGCGAGCACCCGUACCCGCAUCUCCUUCGAGGAGGCGGGCAAGAUCCUCAGCGCCGACGUGAUCAACAUGACCUCCACGGCCAGCAGCGUGGAGAAGGGCGAGUCGCUGUUGAACACGGGCCUCACGCUGCAGGCCAUGGGCGUCGACGCCAUCGUGGUCCGUCAUCCGCAUUCCGGGGCGCCGCAUUUCCUGGCGCGUACCCUGGACCGCGUGUCCAUCAUCAACGCCGGCGACGGAGCGCACGCCCACCCAACCCAGGGGUUGCUGGACCUGCACACCGCCCGCGAGCACCUGGGCGACCUGGCAGGGCGCAAGGUGGUGAUCGUGGGAGACGUGUUGCACAGCCGCGUGGCGCGUUCCGCCGUUUGGGGUUUCGCCAGGUUGGGGGCCAAUGUGGUGCUGUGCGGACCGCCCACGCUGCUGCCUGAUCCGUUGACACCGGCGGGAUGGGGUCCCGGCGACAACGGGGUGCACAAUCCGUUGGCAAGCGUGACCGUACAGCCCGACCUGGACGCAGCCGUCGAGGGAGCUGACCUGGUGAUGGCGCUGCGGUUGCAGCUGGAGCGGCAGAAGGUCGGGUUCUUCCCCAGCCUGCGCGAGUACAUCCGCCGGUGGCAGGUGAACGACGCGCGCAUGGCGAGGGCCAACCCCGAUGCGCUGCUGAUGCACCCGGGGCCGAUGAACGAGGGCAUCGAGGUUAGCACCGCGCUGGCCCACGGCGAACGCUCGCUCAUCGAGGAGCAGGUGACCAACGGCGUGGCCAUCCGCAUGGCGCUGCUGUACCAGUUGGUGGGCUCAGGAUCGGGUGGGGACUGA